This is a messenger RNA of Chara braunii, 2980 nucleotides long. NCBI's taxonomy places the organism in Eukaryota, Viridiplantae, Streptophyta, Charophyceae, Charales, Characeae. The record is from the annotation of a GenBank genome assembly.
GCCCUGUGUCUCCUUUUCUGUGCCCCUUUGCUUGACCCAUGGUAGGUGGGCAUGGCAGCCACCCUGGCAGGGGUUUGUCAAGUGCCAUUGACAUCCAUCAUCCUUCUUUUUGAGCUCACACAAGACUACAGGAUUUUUCUCCCGCUUAUGGGCGCCGUCGGGAUUUCAUCUUGGAUUGCAUCAGUGGCACAGAAGAGCUCGAGGACACAGACGCAGGGUUCAGGUCCCGCUUCUUCCCCGGCCAGAUCGAAUGUAGCGCCCUCCUCCUCCUCAUCUUCCUCGGCAAAGGCGGCGGCUUCGCCGCCUUCGCUAGCGGUGCUUGAGAGGGGGGUUUUCGUACUCCGGUCCCGAUUGAAAGAGAUCGUAAACUGGGCCCGGGCGGCGUCAGGAAGCACGGGACCCCUGGGACCGGAACGGAAUGGGACGCCGAACUCUGAGGAGGACCUGGGUACCAGGGCUCAAGCUGAAGAGGAGAACGAGGCCUUGUGCCAUUUGGACUCGUCUCUUUGCUUGUCAGAGAUCGAUCUGACCGAGGAUGAACUAAUGGAGGAGAUUUGUGUGCGAGAGGCAAUGCGAACUCAGUUCUUGACAGUGAAGAGCAGUACCGCUGUGAGCGAGGCAGUAAGCAGGAUGAUUCACGACAAGGAAUGGUGCGCUGUUGUUGUGACGGAGGAGGGAUGUUUGCAGGGAAUCCUGACGCUUGCAGACGUGCAACGAGAAGCGGAACUUGUGAUCUCUACCCGAGCAAGGAUUUAUAACAAGGACCUCUCGACGCUGCCAGUGGCAACCAUAGCAACAUGGCCAAGAGAAACUGGGAGAGGAAGGCGAGUGGUGACCUGCUCUCCAGACAUGAACCUAAGGACAGCGCAGCGCCUAAUGGCGCUCCGCGGUCUUCGGCAGCUCCCCGUUGUCGUCUCCCAGGCAGCUCCACACGAGCAAGACAAGGUAAUGCGCAGCACUACUCCUGCUGCUGCUGCUGCUGCUGAUGAUGAUGAUGAUGAUGACGAGGCCUCAUCAGUGCAUGCCAAUAAUGGUUGCCUGCACGUUGUCGGGAUGCUGGACCGGGAACGCCUACCUCUUGCAUGCAGGGCUGAGCUGACAAGAAAGGUGCUGGCGUUAGUGCCACCGGCCUUGGAUGCUACGGAACCGCGCCGCUCGGAAAGGCAGAGAUCCUGGUCCAGGAUUGGCCAGCAAGCCAUGGAGUUCUGUUUCAAGUGCAGCGAUCCUGUUCAAGGGUUUCCUCAAGUGUACAUGGAAAUGAUGGAACCAUAAAUGGAGUUAGUGUGUGUAAAUUAAUCACAAAAUUUCUCUUCUAGUGUGCACUUGAAAGUUGAAACUCUUUAAGUAUGUUCAAGUGGUGUUGAACGAGGCUCUUACUGGGCAUUGGCUUAGGGCCUGGGCACGCCAUUGUAGAAACGAAAAAACGUUCAAAUGCAUGUUCCCACAGAAAAUGGCAAGAUGCAUCCGUUCCUAUGAAUAGCAACAGAUGCAUAUGCCCACGUUUUGGGGAAGAUGCACUAGUGCUUUUUUCCUUUCGACAGUGGUGCGGCAAGCCCCUUACUUGUCCUGCGUCUUGAAGAAUUUGGGAAUUGGUGGAUAUACCACUGGAAAGGUAUACGGCCUCACCACACCACUCUUGAAAUGUGAAAAAGACAAAAACAUGUGGCGGGCGCAUCUGGACAUGUUCUAGCGGGGAGUUCAUUCUCAUUUCGCACAUUUCAAGAGUGGUGGGGCGAUGCCCAUAGGCCAAGCCCCUGUGUCACUAUUCCAUGGGGCCAGGAGCACUCCGCCGCCGGCCGAAGUUUUGCCGCACAUGGGCGCAGCGUCUCGUCGGUGGGCUUCACGGCAAGGGCGGGAAACGAAGUCUCAUGCAGUUUGGGAAUGGCGACAGUGGGCUUUCGAGGUCAUCGCUGGGGUUGGAGGAGGUGGUUAUAGGGCAUGGUGGGAGAUGUGGGGGUCUGCUCUUUCAUGGAGGGCUGAGCGUAUAGCGAAGUGAGGAAGGGGACGCUGCGGGCCGGUUGCUGCAAGUGGAGCUUAUCGACCUCUGUGGGCGGGAGGUAGUGCUAUGGCCUUUUUUUUUUUUUUUUUAACCAAAAAGGCCCAGUACCCAAAACUGAGGCCAGAGUCUACCCGGAGUAGUCCACCAGAGCCUGUAUCAUGCCUCUUCGCUAUGGCUUUUCUCUGUUUGUUACUUGUCUCAUAUCACACGCUUGAUUGGAGGGAGAACCCUGCAAGAGGGGGAGUGGGUGCAGCAACGUGGGGUGUUAGGGAGGACGUGAUGCACUUCACGGUGUGGAAGGAAGAAUACUGUGACGAAGUGGGUGGAAGAACACGAGGGACGGAGGACGCUGCGGACAGUUCUUUUUUGUUGGUGGGCGAGCGACAUCUGCGACGAUGACACCCCCCCUCCUCCGCUUCGGCCUACCUGCAACGGGCGGCUGGCAGGUUCGGCGCUUUUGGCUCGUGAUGUAGGUUGAAUUGCCGUGAUGACGGUGAUGGUGAUGAUUUUCGCCACCGUCGUCUUAUCUUCAUUGUGCAGUCUUUUUGAGCCAGUCAGUGUACGUAGUCGAACAGUGUAGUCGACCACCAGGCGGUCCUCGGAUUGCCUGAUAGCCGAUGAAGGAGGUGGUGAGGCUUGGAGGGGCGAGGGGAGGGGUGUGUUUAAGGGGAUUGUCGGGGGUAGGGUAGGGUAGGGUAGGGUAGGGUAGGAUAGGAUAGGGUGUCCUUCCUCUUCGUGUUUGAUAGGUUAGUUGCUUGAUGAUGGUGACGAUUCUUCAAUUUGAGUCUCCGCUCUUUUUUUUUUUUUUUUUUAAUUUACAAAAAGCACAAGCUCCAUCUAUUGGUGGGUGGGGAGCAACACCUGCUGGAAAAAGGGUAGAUUUGUGACAUUACAGUUUCUUACUUCCAUUGCUACACUUGAUAGCUGUGAAUUUGAUUUCAAUCGUUCACUACUGACAAGUAAUUAGAUUCCAAUUCAUAA